UUUGAAGAACAAUCGAUUUCUGGUGAGGUGCCUUACCAAGAAUAUGUGCUUGAUGAGGUUUUUGAUUCAAUGGAAAUUGAUGAAAUGCCAUCAUUAGAAAGAGAUGAUACGAUCCCAUUAGAACGUACUGAUGUAGAUAAUAUAUUGCGUGACCAAACACUGGAAAAUGUAGAUGAAGAACAUGAAAACUUCAUUAAUGACAAUGAUAUUGAGGAAGAUUCCUAUAGUGAUGAUACUGACAAAGAUGAUAAAUUCAUUAAUGAUGAAUGUGACUUUGACUAA
This is a messenger RNA of Ilex paraguariensis (yerba mate), 282 nucleotides long. The record is from the annotation of a GenBank genome assembly. Lineage: Eukaryota; Viridiplantae; Streptophyta; Magnoliopsida; Aquifoliales; Aquifoliaceae.